This is a messenger RNA of Geodia barretti, 7834 nucleotides long. The record is from the annotation of a GenBank genome assembly. Lineage: Eukaryota; Metazoa; Porifera; Demospongiae; Tetractinellida; Geodiidae.
GGGCAUGCGCGAAUACCCGAUCGCGAUCGAUAUAAGGUUAGUGUCCGGAGGAGAAGUUGCAGCUCAGCUAAGCGUGAGAAUGGAUGUGGUGAAGGUAAUUUUAUUGGUUUUUGGUGUAUUAGUGAUUGCUGCAGCACAGCAGACUCCUGGGGUGUGCUCAAGGAUAGGAAGUGGAAUAGUUACUGUCAGUUACAGUACAGCAUCGCAAUAUUCUACGGGCUACAGGUGUGGAGCGUUUGGUUGGUCACGUUGUACCCGGUAUGGACUUUACUACCACACACUAUAUGGACACCAAACAGUUUACCAUACUGUACAAGAGUGUUGUUAUGGGUAUCAUGAUCCAGGAGGAGGAAUCAACUGCGUGUGUAAGAGGGUUCAUUAUAGAUACCCAGACUGACUGAUCUUGUGGUGCAUCUAUAUACAGUGUAUUGUGAUCCUCCGUGUGAGAACGGAGUAUGCAAUUUUGGCACUGAGAGCUGUGACUGCUCUCCUGGAUACACUGGGGGUGCUUGUCAGGAUGGUAAAAAGUUUUUGGCUGGCCAUGAUUUAAAACUGUGAUCCAAUGCAGAUAUUGACGAGUGUGACAACAAAAAUGGCGGUUGUGAUCAGAUUUGCACCAACUCGGUUGGCAGUUAUAGCUGCUCGUGUCGGAGUGGAUUUCGUAUUCCACCAUCAGAUCCCAGUGCAUGUAGUGACAUUGAUGAGUGUGAGGGUGAUCACGGCUGCAGUCAGAUCUGCACAAACACUCCAGGAUUUUACUUCUGCAACUGCCAGCGUGGUUUUCAACUGGUGGGCACCACUGAAUGUGAAGAUGUAGAUGAAUGUACUCUACUACCCAAUGGAUUCUGCAACCAGGUCUGUGUCAACACCGAUGGAUCUUACCACUGUGACUGCAGAGAUGGAUAUCGACUACAUGGAACCUCUCUCUGCCAUGAUAUUGAUGAGUGUGCAGAGAUGAGUGACAAUUGUAACAGGGUUGGACCCACACCAGCAGAGUGUAUCAAUACCGAGGGUGGCUAUGAGUGUAGCUGUAGUCAGUACACUGGCUACCGAGUCUCUGCUGACGGCAUCACCUGUGAAGAUGUUGAUGAGUGUGCAGAAGGGAGCCACGUCUGCUCCAUGCUGUGUGUGAACACUCCUGGAUCCUACCACUGCUCCUGCCCCGAGGGCUACGAGCUUGAUGAGGAUGAAGUAACCUGUCACGAUAUUGAUGAAUGUGAGAGGAUGAUUAGUGGAUGCCAGCAUUCCUGCACCAACACUGUUGGUAGCUUUGUCUGCACAUGUGAUCGUGGCUACCUCCUCUCACCUGAUGCUCUCUCCUGUGAAGCUCUAAGUUGUGAUCCAACACUGGAGGCCCCUCCUAAUGGAACCAUUGACUGUGACAGACAGACGGUGGGAGGGGCCUGCAACUUCACCUGUGACGAGGGGUUCACUCUGAGGGUAGGAGAGAGACGCACCUGCCUCCCCUCCCUCAUGUGGAGGGAAAGACCCGCCAUAUGUGACCCUCCAACCUGCCCAGAGCUGGAACCUCCACUGAAUGGUUUUGUUGUCUUCCCGUGCACCAGAGAGGAAGGACACUCAUGUGAUGCUGUAUGUGCUCAUGGGUACAGGGCUAUAGGUUCCACGGUCCGCACCUGUAUACGAGACUCCACAACUGACACUUUAGCCUGGAGUGAUGGACCACAGUGUGUGGUAAGUGACCCGUGCUCCCCCGAUCCCUGUGCCAAUGGAGGGACCUGCAUGAGAGGCAGUGGUGACCCAUUUACCUGUGCUUGCAAUGGUACUGGUUACGGCGGACCAACAUGCGAGAUAGCUGUGAUACGGUUUUCACCCCUUCAAACAAAUGCUGAUGGAUCUUCCAUCAUCCUUGAGCUGAGCACUGAGGCAACACUAAGGAGAUCAAGUGAAAUAAUUAUAGUCACAUUAAGGGAUUCUGGUGGGACACGCACAGCUGUACUGAGACUUAGAAGGGACACCAGAAAUGUCAGACAAACCGUGCCAUCCACAGUUGGUAUAAUGAUAGUUACAUUACCGAAAAACAAGAACGAGUUCCUAUACGAGCCUCGGGAGAGGAGGGUGUUCAUUUCCAGCGGAACAGGAAAUGAGGAAACAUAUUUCAAGCAGCUAAGUCUCCCCAGAGGCCAGUUGAAGCCAAGCUGCUGUGCUGCAGAUGAUCAUGUGACCAUCUCGUGUCCUGGAGCUACUACCAUGACCAUCUCACUAGUCUCUCCCUGCCAGUGGAGCACCAAUAAAGCUCGUUUCACCAGGACCAUUGGCAGUGUCUUUGCUCAGAGCAGCGAUCUGAUUCUUCCAACAUCAAUCUCAGGAUUACGCUAUCGAAAUUCUCCUUAUCAAAACAGUGUCAGGAAUAGUGUGGGUGCAUGUGAGCCCUGCGAUACGUGUGCGAAUGAUGACGACGACAAAUGUUACUGCUAUGCUCACACUCCACAAAACACACUGGAAUUUCUGCAAACUAGAGCUUUAGGGUUCACAUACGUUAAUGAGAUCCAGAUGUUACUUCCGUCAUGGCUAGAAAUGUCCGUUGACUUGGAGAACAUUGUAGAUUCUAGUCCAAUCACAGAUCUUGACAUGUUUGCACCAAUCACUCAAGCCAACGAAGAGGUUUCCUCAAUUGAAGGCUGUGAGCAACUAUCUACUCUGAUGAGUGGUAUAUUUUCAGUGCUGAGACAUGAUAAGACAAUUUCAGCUGUCAUUGAUGGUGAGAGAUACAAUUACACUGAGAGACUAAACAGUGGGGACAGCGACACUACAAUGUGCUUUGCUGUUGAUAUGUGCCAAGGACUUGAUUCCCCAGUUCACAUGCAAAUCUCCCAGCCCAUAAGUGACAUUCUUGCUUCUCAAUUCUUGCGUCAUUUCACCAGCCGUCAAUGGACCUUUGUCUUUAACAAUGUCUCGGUGUUUAAAAAUGCCAUGCCUCGUCCCGCUACUAGACAGUUUUGGAAUGGUGUAGAGAGUAUUAAAACACCAGACGUACUAGCCGAUGUAUCUAUGGACAUUGACGCAGGCCUAGUUUUUAGUGACACUGGCCUGGCAAUGAGGCUCGAGUUCUCUGGAACAGUAGACACUAACUAUGAGGACAAGGUAGGAUACCUAGAAGGUGGUGUGACACUAGCAGUAGACAGUACCAUUGAUGCUGGUGAACAAAAUUUCCAACUCACCCGGAGCAAUACUAAUGCCUACUUUCACAUUAGCGAGGUAGGAGAUCCAUGCAGAGCACAGGACACAGAUCUCUAUGGAGUUUCAUUCAUGGCUAGUUAUGAACCUCAGCCUGGUGAGCAGUUCUUCACUCGACUUCUUAGAUUCACUGAAACUACUCAAAAGUGUGACUUUGAAGCCUUCAUUCCUAUUAACAGUGAUUACAGAGCUCUUGGGCUCAGUCUACACACUGAGUGUCCCCUGCUUGCAGUUGACGAGCUUAUCUUUCCCAAAAUGACACACACAAUCACUUUCAUAGGGUCGAGAGCACCCGACUGCCUAGUUAGAAGCUUUAUUGGUGUGUCUAGUCCAGGUCUUGUGGUUGAGUCAGAGUUGAUUAGUAAUCGCCUACCUCUUGGCAAUAUCCUUGAGCUUAAGGCCAGUCCCAAUGGGCCAGAUCUGACAACAGUCUUUGACAGGAACACUGCUAAUGGACCUUCUUCUAGAUUACAUAUGGUCCAAGUGGCCCUGUUUGGUGAGAUUUUUCUGACAGAGGCAAAUAUCCAGAACAAUCAAUUGGAGAUAUCAGCUAAUAGCCCUGUCUUUGGAUAUCCAGCUCAGUACACCAUCACUGCACCUUCCAACAUGACUGACUGGAAUGAUCUUGAAUACACACUCCAGGGUUCACUUCUCUCAGGUUUCAUUACCAGCUUGUCAGCGGAAAUUGUGAGUAAACUAAGAACGUUAGCUCAAUCAGGUGAUGCGCGUAGGAAUGUGGCUCAGAUGUCUCUGGAUCAGUCGAUGGAGAGGUUUGAGACUAUUGAGGCUAAGUUGAUGGAGGCAGAAGAAAAUGUCACACGAGCGGAACAAGAGAGAAUGGCUGCAGAUGCCAUGGUUCUCACCGCUCAGGAUAGGGUGACGGAAUUGGAGACACAAUUCAACAGUAGUCAGGACGAAUUGCGUGAUUUGAUGGAGAUGCUGGAUGGACUGUGCCAGGAGGAGACCUGUGAAGACGUCUGCAUGGCUGGAAAGGUCUGUAGAGAUUGCACAAGGCCAAACUUUAUAACAAAAACAGGAGACUGUCCCUUUAAAGUGCAAGUUGCUAGAAUGGUUCGCGUCCCUCCUUAUGUUGUUGUGGUUCCUGGAUCAUGGACAUGGGUACCGGCAUGUCGCUUCUCAAGUUACCUUACCUGCGCUGGGGGCCUACUGUGUCAAAUAGAAAAUCGAGGUUACUGUUCAGGAGUGUGCACUAGGGUUCCCAGAUUCAAAGAACAUAUUGAGUGGAGAACUGUGUAUGAUGAAAUCGUCGAAAAUAAGCCAUGCACAGUCAAGAAAUUCACUGGAUUUGUACCUGGGACAUGCUGCGAAGACAUGGACUGUGCAGUGUUUGCCCCAAGUCCGACCUGCAUCACAGACAACGCUAUGUGUAGGUCGCGUCGACAAAAUGCAAUAGACGAAAGAGAGAAUCUGAGUGACUGAGACUCGAGAGCUAUUCCAACAGCUCUCAGAUGCCAGGAAGAGCCUGUCAUUGGCCAGAACUGCUGCCAAGAAGGCAGGAGUCAACUAUGACAAAUACGUACAAAGGAGGAAUCAAAUCCAGAUGAGUCACAACAGACUCAGUGAUGCACGCGGCACCUCCACGACAGUGUACGACAUUACAUUGGAAGAGAUAGAGCCGCUCCUGAGAAUACACCGAGCUGGGACCAGCAGUGGCUUUGAGGACAUCUUCCGAAUCAACAGUGUCACAUUCGACACAAAGAUAACCACGAGUCCCUUGGCUCUGGGCCUCACGGUCAACUUUGAGAAACUGAUCGAGAACGAUAACAGGGUGUUUGAAGAGACGUAUGGGUAUGUAGCUCAGAGGAGGGAAGCAAAUCUGGAGCGAAUUGCCAACAGUAUCAUUGACCUUGUGUUCACAAGCACCUCCAAGAGAUCCACGACACUCCAUGUGAGAGUAGGUAGGCAGGCAGAGGAGGAGCUAACUGAGAGAAGAGUGUUUGAGUCUCGUUGUGCACAGGCCACAAACACUCUUCUAUUCCUUGAGGAGAUCGAGACCAGACUCAAAGAGGUUCAGGAGAAUAUCACUGCAUCUCGCGACGGUACGAACCAACUCUCGCAGAACUUGACCGACCAGGGCAUGGCGGGAGACGAAGAGAUCGAGGCCUACCUGGAUCUCAUAAGGGACUACGAGGACGUAUCACUGGAAGCUGUGCGGACACUCGAGGAAACAAUACUCUCAGACUGGCAGGCCAGUAUGGAGCUGCUGUACUCCCAGUCCGGGUCGGUAGGUGAGGUCAGCUGUGACGGAUUUGCCGACUGUCUCCAGACAGCCAUCGAUGAGCUCCUGAACCUGAUUGGUCUGACGCCUGCUAACGAACUCGGUGAGGAGUUUGUCUCCCUGCAGCCUAGCAUCGGGACGGCCGAGGAACAGGCACUGGAAUUAGCUCUCUUCUCCAACAUUUCCGUUGACGAUGGAUUGACCAGGAUAGCUCCAAUUAUCGGCAUUACGAGGGCUUACGUUACAAAAAACUUCUGGUGCAACGACCCUCCUGUAAUUGUCACUCAACUGCCACCUGAAGUUAACAUAUCCCUGGGGGACACCCUGCAAUUAUCAUGCGAGGCACAGUCAAAUCUAACCUUUACAUACGAAUGGAGGAGGGACGACAAUGUACUUCCACAGUUCACAACUAAUGUUCUCACCAUCUCAGCCAUACAGAGGCUCGACUCGGCCAACUAUACCUGUUAUGCCAACAACCCAGUCGGGACAGCUGAGACAAUCCCGGCCAGUGUGAACGUCUACGAACUCCCUCAGUUCUAUCUCGAUCCGGUCCCCGUAGUGACCUACCUUGGUGAUGAUGCCGGGGCCUGGUUUGCUUGUAAUGCAACAGCCUGGCCCUACCCAGGCAUCUCAUCCCUCCUGAUAGAGAUUGGGAUAUAAUUGAAGGGGAGGACACCAAUGAACUACUUAUUCUCAACCCCCAGGAGGAACACCAGGGCUGGUAUGCUUGUGAGGCUUUCAACUUUCAUGGCAGCCUUCGCUCUGAAGCUGUUACUCUAACACUUCUUCCUCUCAGUGUUACCCAGCAUCUCAUCCCACUUGAAUUCUCCAUAGCCAUCACCAAUCACUCUUGUAGUCUGGGUGAUCUAUAUGACUCCGUAUACAUGCUCUUGGAAGAAACCAUUGCCAGUGAAACAGUCACCAUUGAAGACUACAAUGUUACAGAGAUCGAUGUAACAAGCCAUGUGAUAUCCCUAAAUAUACUAAGUCGAGAUGUCACCACGCCAUACUUACACCAGAUGGCCUAUGACGAGAUAGCAAACCUGGCACUCCCACACACACAAAGCCUCAUGAGGAGUAUCGACAUGAUCAGAAAUGUCCUGGAUGGGGGAGACAUUGGUAACGGUGUUUGUCCAGGGACAGGUGACCUAUCAGUUGAAGAGGGAUCUGUGGUAGUCGGGAAAAGAACGUAUGUGUGUCCACCAGGGCAGAGGCUCAACACUGACUACUUGCUCUGCUUGAGUUGUGAGAGAGGGAGAGUCUCAGUAGAGACAGAGCUCUCCAGGAUAGUGAAUGGUGUAGGGUACAGUGAGAAUGUCCCGGUGUGUCAGGCGUGUCUCCUGGACACCUACUCAGACACACUGGGAUCCCCGGCCUGCCUCUCCUGUCCAAAAUACCACACCACAGACUCCACUGGGGCCACCUCUAUCCACAAUUGCUUGCCGCAGCCACUGGUGCUGGAGUGUAGUGCUAGUACCACCAGUGGCCAUGUCACCAUCGACUGCAAGACCAACAGACGGGUUCAAAAGACACUCUGCUCUUUCAAUGAUGGCGUCCAACACUUGUGUUCAUAUCCAGUGGACAUCAAUCGAGAUGUGUCUCCUCUUGGCAACCAUUCCCUCACCAUCUCAGUCGAGGAUGACGAGGGAUUCACAGCAGAGGCAAUGGUCUCUUACUUCCUUCAGGAGGACAUCAAACCAACUGCUCCAGCAGCAGUUCCUCCACUGGUGGUGUCACUAAUCAACGGCUCCCCUCUAGUCCGCAACGACUCAGUGGAGGUGGACAUAUCUCUCUCACGACCGGUCCAGUCCCUUGUCUGCACACUGCGAGGAGACUCUGACACGAUUGAGAAAGAUUGUUCCGGCGGACAUGUUGUGUUUGAGUCUCUCAACUCCACACGCUACACACUGAGAGUGGUGGCCACAAACCGCCACCCCGACACGGAGUUCAUCAAGAGAAGAUUUGAGAUAACGAGUGACCCUCAGCGAUGCACCCUCUACCUCAUCAACAGGGGAAUCACAGUGUCGGGAGAUAGUGCCACUGUCGAGUUUUCUGGGAGGGGCCCGGCCAAUGGAUACCACUGUGUCCUUGACAAGAUUGAGUCUUUUGAAUGUUCCAGCCCCGUGAAGCUGAGUGGACUGACUCCCGGAGAGCAUCUCCUCAAAGUGGUAGCAGUUGGUUGCAGAAACAGAAUGAACCUCAAGACCAAAAUCCUUAUACCCUGACUUAUACCCUGACUCAAAGGCUAAUGAAUAACUGUAACGUAUAGCUCUAAAUAGAACUUUUGUCAGAGAUUUUUUGCCAAAGGGCAAGGACUAACAAGAGCUAAGCUAUGAUAGUUUCUGUUUCUGUAUGUAACUUGAACUCUGGAUACAGUUUGUUCUUGCAAUGACUACCUAU